AUGAUUUUACUAGCGUAUUUAGUUGAAAGUCUGUUUUUCAUUCCCAAUUAUUCUCUGUCAUUGCCUCAAAUUGGUGGUGGUGACAGCAAGCAGCCAGAUUAUGUGAAUUUAAAAUUCAAAAAGACAUAUGGGGACUCAUUUGAAGGAUCAACGACAUGGUCUGCCCUUGCAAAGAGGACUCGAGGUUAUGAACUAGUAGAUUUAGUCAAUAGACAAAAUUUUUACUCCGUGGAUUUGGAUAUUGGCACUCCGUCACAAACAAUCACGGUGCUUGUCGAUACAGGGUCCUCAGAUCUGUGGGUGACAGGCUCCGACAAUCCAUAUUGUGUCAGUGUUAAAUCCAAUCUAGUCAGCUCUACAAACAAGUUUGAUUGUAACACAUAUGGUACAUUCGAUAAGAAUCAAUCCUCCACGUGGUCAUCAAAUGAUACAUUAUUUUCCAUCACGUAUGGUGAUACCAGUUUUGCCAGGGGCACUUGGGGACAAGAUAAACUACAUUUAGACGAUUUGGACGUCAGUGGUCUUUCAUUUGCCGUGGCCAAUGUGACAAACUCUACCGUCGGUGUCCUGGGGAUAGGUUUACCUGGAUUAGAGGUAACGUAUAUCAAUGCUCCAAGAAAUAGAUACCAAUACGAUAAUUUUCCCAUGAUUUUGAAGAAUAGUGGUGCCACUCAUUCCAACCUUUACUCCUUGCAUUUAGACCACCCAGAAGCUGAACACGGUACCGUACUUUUUGGUGCCGUAGAUCACUCGAAGUACACGGGCAGUCUAUACACCAUCCCACUGGUGAACACACUGAAGACACAUGGGUUCUCUGAUCCAGCAAAAUUCGAAGUUACCUUGCAAGGCGUUGGUAUCGUCGCCAAUAAUACUCAGACUACGCUUACUAACACAAAGAUUGCAGCGCUACUAGACAGUGGCACCACGCUAACUUAUUUACCACAGGCUUUGGUACAAGUUAUCGCUGAUAGUAUCGGCGCCAGAUGGAGUAGCAGAUACGGCUAUUACAUAGUGUCCUGUAGGGCUGUGGAGAAUAGCGAUACUACACUGGUGUUUGACUUCGGUGGGUUCCAUAUCAACGGCAAACUCACUGAUUUUAUAGUAGAGACUUUUGGCAAUGUGUGUCUUCUCACAAUCAUUGAAGAAACAGGAAGCAACUCAGCAAUCCUAGGUGAUAAUUUUUUGAUCAAUGCAUAUGUGGUAUUCGACCUUGAAAACAACGAAAUCUCCAUGGCUCAGGCGCUUCACAAUGUGGACGACGACCAAGACAUUGAGAUUGUCACAAGUAAUGCAGGUGUCGCCAGUGCGGUGACAGCACUUGGAUAUUCAAGCACAUGGACAGCAGAACCAAGUACCAUUGAGACAUUUGCCGGUGACAUCUUCACGGUAUCUGCUGGGGCCACAGCAAACUACACCACAGCGAAAACUAGGCAAAGUAGCAGUGACACUGAAUCUAACACUGCCAGCACUUCAAUGAACCGCAAGAAUCUUGCCAACAUGAACGUGCCAUUCACAUUUUUAUAUUCUUUCCCACUCCUGGGUUCGAUCAUUGCAUGCAUUUUAUAA
This is a messenger RNA of Kazachstania africana CBS 2517, 1566 nucleotides long. Its product is annotated as pepsin-like aspartic protease. The transcript has a single exon. Gene Ontology annotation, molecular function: aspartic-type endopeptidase activity. The coding region runs from base 1 to 1566 and encodes 521 amino acids. The record is from RefSeq and is a predicted model, not a curated record. Gene Ontology annotation, biological process: proteolysis. Lineage: Eukaryota; Fungi; Ascomycota; Saccharomycetes; Saccharomycetales; Saccharomycetaceae.